Molecule: messenger RNA, 831 nt
Organism: Protopolystoma xenopodis
Lineage: Eukaryota; Metazoa; Platyhelminthes; Monogenea; Polystomatidea; Polystomatidae
Source: the annotation of a GenBank genome assembly
AUGAUGACUCAUCACAACACCCCUGCACCAAGACGACUUGGUCACUUUUGCCCACGCCGUGCCUCUUUUCCCAAUGCCCACGCCGAUCCCGCCCCUUUCCAGCUUUCUCGGGCCUCAGGACCCGAUAGAUCAGCACAAGCGAUUGACACCACAGGUACCAUUUCACACAGCAGGCCUGUCUGCCAUUGCGCCUGGCUGCACACUCAGAUCACCCGUGGACCACGCAAAUGCUCCAAUUACUGUCGGUACCUCGUCUCAUCUAAAACCGGGUCAACCGGUCGGCCUACUUCCACGCCCUCAGCGGAAUUGACCUCUUCUGCCGUGGCCUCAACGUCCACUCGCCAUUUCACUCUUGCCCGAAGGCAUGUCUCCAGGCUUGGCGCUCCGGAAACCACAGCGCCUACACAUCUGCAAGUCGCGCCUGGCCUGGCCUGGCCUGGCAUUAUGACUCACUCCACCCCUUCACCGCAAGCAUACUUGUUCACAAGUCUCCAACCCUUUGCGUCAGACCCUAACUCACUAGGGUACAUGCAUUCCACCCACAGCAGCUGUGAACUCGUCAAAGAGGCAAAUGAAGUCGAUCCCUCCUCUUUCUGUCCUGACCCAUAUACCUACUCUUUACCCCCUUAUCUAACUUAUCUGCAAACAUGUCGGUUAAGCAUUACUUUAUCGGUGCUUAUUUCGGCACUGAUGGCUUCUGAUUUUUACGCUGUCCGUCAAGCCAGAAAGACAAAAGAAGAGCACAGAAGAACUGGGGCCGUAGGACGGUCAAUCAAGGACAUCUUUUGCGCACAAUCCAAGAGUUUUCAUCCCAAAAUAAUCCUAAACUAA